CCGCAGCCCCAGAGAAUGAAUGAAAUUGAAAUAGCUGCUACAUUACAUGUACAAUACCGGGCUCUGCAGUGUUGCAUUCUGUCAUACUAUAUCAAAAUGGCCACAGCGGUACAGAACCCCCUCAAAUCGCAAUCUGGAGGUGCAGUCAUCAAGAACAGUCUUGGCGAGGAGUUCUAUAAGGAGGCCAUUGAACACUGUCGCAGCUACAAUGCCCGUCUGUGUGCCGAGCGCUCCAUGCGUCUCCCCUUCUUGGACUCCCAGACCGGCGUGGCCCAGAGCAACUGCUACAUCUGGAUGGAGAAGAACCACCGUGGACCAGGUCAUGCUCCAGGUCAGUUGUACACAUAUCCUGCUCGCUGCUGGCGCAAGAAAAGACGGCUAAACAUUCUGGAGGACCCACGGCUUGUACCGAUUGAGUUUAAGAUCGACUACGAGGCUUCUCUAAAGAAGGAGGGGGGUAUUCCAGAUGGUCCUGUGUUGGAAUCGCUGCUCGCCGGGGAAACCCUGGACAAGAAGGUAGAAACCAAGGAGGAGGAGCCAAUGAGCGAGUGUCAGAAGCUGCUGGUCGGGGAUUUCCCUCAUGAACUGGAGGUGGACGAGAUGGAGGAAGACGUACCAAAGCGCAAGAACCGUACCAAAGCACGGGCCUACGGUGUCGGGGGCAUGAGAAAGAGACAAGAGCCAGCUGCUAUUGAGGACAGAGACAAGCCUUACGUCUGUGACAUCUGUGGAAAGCGCUAUAAGAACCGCCCGGGGCUGAGUUACCAUUACACUCACACACACCUGGCAGAUGAAGAGGGAGAAGAAGACUCAGAGCGACACACACUACCCUUCCAGCGCAAGAACAACCAUAAGCCUAAAAAAGCACCAGACGGUUCAGUGAUCGCCAACGGCUACUGCGACUUCUGCCUCGGAGGCUCAAAGAAAACUGGCUGUCCUGAAGACCUUAUCUCCUGUGCGGACUGUGGACGCUCAGGCCACCCGUCCUGUCUGCAGUUCACAGUGAACAUGACGGCUGCGGUGAGGACUUAUCGCUGGCAGUGCAUCGAGUGCAAGUCCUGCAGUCUGUGUGGCACCUCUGAGAAUGACGACCAGCUGUUGUUCUGUGAUGAUUGUGAUAGAGGCUAUCACAUGUACUGUCUGAGCCCUCCCAUGUCUGAACCACCAGAGGGGAGCUGGAGCUGUCAUCUGUGUCUGAGACAACUGAAGGAGAAGGCCUCAGCCUACAUCACCCUCACUUAAUCUGUGGAGCUGCACCUCAUCCUCUUGGCCCUUCAUCCUCUUCCAAACCACUUCUUCGUCACCCCUCUCUGUGCCUCAGCUGCCCCCCUCCUCUUCUGAUUCAGCCGCCAAUUCCUGUACAAUCCGUCCUUGUGACCUUUGACACGACUGACCACACAGCAUCCACAGAGCUGCACCCAUUCUUGAACGUCUCUCCAGCAGCAAACCAACCUCCGUGCUUUUUUGUGACUCACAUUCCCUGAUGCUUGACCUGAACCCCAACACCUUUUCCUGCUUUGUUUCAACAGAGGAAUCCAUCUGCUGGCAAUAUGUUUGCUAGCAAGACACACACUCCAGCCUGCCAAGGGCACUUCAGAGGCAUACUACUCCACAGGAACCCUCUUAAGGGCCCUCGGAAGACCCCUAAUGAUCUUCAGCUGCAACUCAGUCAAGUAGUGAGUGAGAAUUAAUAAGAUGGAUAGGUGCCGAGGACAGGGUUUGGAAGACCCUGGAUAAUCAUGGAACACUAGGUUUCAAUGUUAGCCAACUGUGAAAUAUACACCUAACCAAAAUUUCAUUUUCGCCCUCUGUCCUUUACCCUGUACAGCAGAGCUGGGAUGUUGAACUCUGCUCCACUAUUUGUCUGCAGGGCUCGCUGCCCUGUGCAGUUUCAAAGGGGAGUAAAUUGUACAGAAUUCAGUUAUCUACGCACUCUUCGAAACCCCCCUUACUGGCAAACAAUGAAAGUUUGGUCAGGAACUCAGACCAUCUUUGACCUCACUUCAUCCUCUCUCCUUGCAUGGAGUUUUCACAAAAUAACGAUGCAUUUUGAUUUUGACACUGAAGGUUUUAGUGUUCGGAUGUGAUCCUCAGAUGAGAGGAGAGAUGGAUUUUUCUCUACUCAGCUAUCUCUGAUCAAACAGUGUAAUAAAAACUGUCAAUUUAGCCUUUGCAUCUCUCACAAAUCCUUUACCCAACCUUUUAAUCACCCUUCCCUUCUAUGAAACAAUGACUGUGAAGCCAAUGUGAGACUGAAAUGCUCCUGGUGCUUGGUGUGUAUUAUUCUGUGUUAAGAAUGUAGGAUUGAUGUGUGGACAAUGCAGAACUUUGUCUGGCCCAUAUGCCGAGGCCAAAAAACGUAUUUUUUAUGAUUUGUUUUUUUCAUUUUUUUUUUUUUCAUUUGCAUGUUAUUUUAAUUGUUUCAAAGACUUUUAAUUGAAAUUGAAAAGAAAGCACACUUAAUUCGCAAUAAUGUGUUUGUGAUAUGAACUAUUUUGGCUCAACUGGGUGUGUUUUAAACUCUGUGUGUGCGCCUGUGUGUGUGUUUGUGUGAGUUUAUCUGAGCACUACAGUAAUUGUAGCCAGCUCCAUGCUAGGUGGUUUCGUUAGAGGAUUUGAAUAGCAUGAAGGUAAUGUGAAUGUAAGGAAAUUAAGCAUUUUCCUGUUCAAAGGUGGUUACAAGUCUCAAGUUUGGCACUGAAGUCCUGAGACCUAUUUUAACAUUUUGGGCAAUAGAAAUCAAAGUGUAAAAAAUACAAGUUGGUUUUCUGGCGAGUUAUGUGCCAGUCUAUUUCUUGGAAGAAAGUCACUGUUCUCAUCAAGCACGGGUCUUCCACAUAACCCCCAGUAAAACCAUGAGUUGUAAUUUUUACCCUUUGGUUUUUGAACGGAUUAAAUAGAUAAGAAAUAGACAAGACACCUUUAGAGGUGCAGGUAAUGUAAGUGGAUUUACCUUUUUACAGAGCCAGGCUGGCUGUUUUCCUGCUUCCAGUCUCAAUGCUGAGCUACACUAACAGUGUCCUGGCAAUAUAGUCAAUAAGUGUAUUUCCUAAAACGUCAAACAAUUUCUCAAAAUCAAGUUCAAAUCCUAAACAUGAAGAUCUAAAAAGGCAUGAUCUCCUUGCCAAAUAUAAUUUCAGUUCAAAUUAACGUCAUAGUAACAUAUUCGUUUGAUUUAUGCCUAUGAUUGAUACUUUUUGUAUGUUUUUCCUCUGUUUCUCUCACAACACUCAUUUUACUACAUGACAUUUAGGACAACAUAUGUUGGAUAAAUAUGACCGAAAUACACUGACUGUGUUGAGGGUCAUUGAUUUUUAUCUUAGCAUAGAGGCUAACUUCUUUGGUAGUAGCUUAAAGCGAUACUCCACCCAAAAUAUGGCCUUUUGUGAUUAAACACUCAACACCUUCCUAGAACACCAAACCACUCCUGUAACUUAAUCCACUUCACAACUGUAUAUUUAGAUCUACACAGUCAUUGUAUCACCUAAAUAUGACUAAGUGCAUUGCUUUCUGUUUGACACUGGCCAAAACACUCAAGCAACAUACAGAAGCUUAAUAACAAAAUUUUGUAUCUUUGGGCUUGGCAAGGGUACCAAAAGGCUAAAGUAUAAGUGAAGUGAAGGAUGUUAAAGUCAAAGUUCCAAGUUAAAUUAGCAUGCUAGCUUGCCAGCUCUGUUUCCAAGAUAAAGUUUCUUUUAGCACCUUUGUGUCCUGCAAAACAUGAGGUUUUGUGAGAGUGAAACUUUAUAAGAAAUUUUGUUUAAAAAAAAUCUGCUGUCUGCAGGUCUGCUCUGCACGUUGGACUCCAGUAUAAUACAUUAGCUUUUAUAGACCAAGCUGAAAUAAAUCUCUUUUUUCUUUUUAA
Molecule: messenger RNA, 3865 nt
Organism: Etheostoma spectabile (orangethroat darter)
Lineage: Eukaryota; Metazoa; Chordata; Actinopteri; Perciformes; Percidae
Gene: dpf1
Product: double PHD fingers 1
Exons: 12
Coding region: 16-1242 (408 amino acids)
Biological process (GO): nervous system development
Cellular component (GO): nBAF complex
Source: RefSeq, a predicted model, not a curated record